Messenger RNA from Uloborus diversus, 1212 nucleotides. Its product is annotated as allatostatin-A receptor-like. Gene Ontology annotation, biological process: G protein-coupled receptor signaling pathway. The coding region runs from base 1 to 1212 and encodes 403 amino acids. The transcript has 3 exons. Gene Ontology annotation, molecular function: G protein-coupled receptor activity. The record is from RefSeq and is a predicted model, not a curated record. NCBI's taxonomy places the organism in Eukaryota, Metazoa, Arthropoda, Arachnida, Araneae, Uloboridae. Gene Ontology annotation, cellular component: membrane.
AUGUACCAAAAUGAUUACUUAGACAUUGAGGCUGAAAUUAUGGAAGGAGUAGAAGAUUUGGACUACAGUUCUGUUAUGCCGCUGAAUCCAACGACGAGCAUAAUAAAUGUAACUGCUCAGCUCAUUUGCAAUUACACUCUGAACUGCACUGAUGAAGAAAGAAAUUUGACAUCAUCCAGAAUUGCUCCAUACAGUACACUGGAGAGGGUAAUCGCUAUAGUCGUGCCAAUUCUUUUUGGAAUUAUCGUCGUUGUUGGACUAAUUGGAAACACGCUAGUGGUUGUAGUUGUUGCGUGCAAUCCGCAAAUGAGGUCGACCACUAAUAUGCUCAUCAUUAACUUGGCCAUUGCUGACCUACUUUUUAUCAUGUUCUGCGUCCCUUUUACAGCUUUUGAUUACGCUCUCCCCUAUUGGCCAUUUGGAGACUUAUGGUGCAGGGUUGUGCAAUAUCUAGUGAUUGUGUGUGCGUAUGCUAGCAUAUACACUCUAGUCCUGAUGUCUUUAGACAGGUUUUUAGCGGUAGUACAUCCAAUAGCAUCGAUGUCCGUCCGUACAGUCAAGAAUGCUCUGGUGGCUAUAAGUGUCAUGUGGGCCGUAAUCGUGGUUGCCUGCGUCCCAGCUUUGCAGUCGCAUGGGCAAGUCUCUUAUACAAUUGAAAACACAGAGUUCUCCGUAUGCGUCUUUCUCUCCAAUGAAGGGUACAGUUACAUGGCAUAUCAGAUAUGCUUUUUCCUAUCUUCCUACAUCGUACCGCUGGGACUUAUUUUCGUGUUGUACAUGUUGAUGCUUAAACGCUUGUGGUUUGGAGUGACGCCUGGUGGCAGAGUGAGUGCAGAAAGCCUUCGUUCCAAAAAGAGGGUGACAAGGAUGGUAGUCAUUGUCGUUGUCAUCUUUGCCGUCUGCUGGUGUCCGAUACAGAUUGUGCUCGUGCUCAAAAGUGUACACGCGUAUUCUCUCACAACUGGGAAGAUCAUUUUGCAAAUCACGUCACACAUUCUCGCGUACAUGAACUCUUGCGUCAAUCCAAUUCUAUAUGCGUUUCUUUCCGAUAACUUUCGAAAAGCAUUCAGGAAGGUGGUUGCUUGCCGUCCGAAGCGGGGCUCUUUGCCAGGAAAAUGUAACCAGGAAAACCGAACUGAACGGGAAACGACUUUUAACAACGGGACUACGACGCGGACUAACAAUCCCAAUUCUUCAAACGAUAUAUUGUAG